Messenger RNA from Dendronephthya gigantea, 760 nucleotides. RefSeq lists its product as uncharacterized. The transcript has 4 exons. The record is from RefSeq and is a predicted model, not a curated record. Bases 63 to 737 code for a protein of 224 amino acids. Lineage: Eukaryota; Metazoa; Cnidaria; Anthozoa; Malacalcyonacea; Nephtheidae.
GAUUGUCUGUAGGAAGAUUUAUAAACCCAAUUUCGAUAAGGUUAUUUAUUUUUGAAAGAAUAAUGGCUGCAGAAACAGAUCUAAAGUGGAAAUUACCGGGAUGGAGGAUUGAAUCUAAAUAUACGAAUAAUGUUCUCAUUGGAAAUUGGGAUGAAGAGCGUAGAAAAUUUGAACGUGGUAGGAGUCACUACAACAGCACACACAGGACUGAUUUCAAAAAUUAUGGACAUUUCAGACCGGACACCACCAUUCGAAGAGAGAGUGUGAUUAGAAAUGAGGGCGUAGGAAAACGCUACAUUCUUUCUCAUCAUGACAAGAACUAUGAAGGUAACUGUAUCUCCUGGUAUGAUCAGCAAUUCAACAAUCGUGAGCAAAAAGAAUCAAAACUACCAGCAUUGAGAAAAUGGGAUGGAAAGGUCCUUGCCUAUGUUCCGGAAAAAUCAGACUUCCCAAUUCAAGGGGCACCAACAAAUUAUGGACUAUAUCAAAAGCUUUUAAAGAAAUGGAAAGAGCAGGAAGUAGUGGAGAACAUUGGUGAAUUUGCAACAACAUACAAGCUUUCAUAUGUUCAUCAGCAACCCCCAAUUGUACCACAAAGCAAGAGAGUCACACCCUUGAAAUCAAGCCCACAAAGAUGGUCAAGUAAAUUACAUCCCCAUCAAGUGAACAAGGAUCUUUAUUUACGUGAUGUACAUAGAAACACUGCACCAGAAAGGCACUCACUAAUAGCAAUAUAGUUGUAAGAAAAGUUAGGGAAUGA